This is a messenger RNA of Aspergillus niger, 2082 nucleotides long. RefSeq lists its product as uncharacterized. The coding region runs from base 1 to 2082 and encodes 693 amino acids. NCBI's taxonomy places the organism in Eukaryota, Fungi, Ascomycota, Eurotiomycetes, Eurotiales, Aspergillaceae. The record is from RefSeq and is a predicted model, not a curated record. The transcript is spliced from 6 exons.
AUGACUGCAAAAUGUAUGGUGAUAAAGAAGGCUGAAGAAGAUCAUACGGAAUUUUUGGGUUUACACCAUGUCGGCAGUGACAAGAAUUUUGAUAACUGUGUUACCAAGGAAGUGAGGGGCCCGCAGAUACUGAAGAAGUUCUUAUUACGUCAGUGGAUUCCUGCGCAAGGAGGAAGAGAACAGCAACCUGAAUCAUUAAUCCUUUCUCCAGUACGAAAGAAUCUACCUUCGAUAUCAGUCGACGGGAUACUGCUCCACGCGGCAUUGUUGACAGUUAAUCUGAUUUUGAAACUGGGAGGGUGGCCCGGUCUGUUGAAGUUCAUGCUAAGAACUUUCGCCAUCAGUUCAGUAUUGGCACCCAUCGGCCUGAUAGGCUUUCUUUUCCUGGUGUCGUUUACCCCGCGUAACAUUAAAUCUUUAUCAAAGGACAAGUCCGUUAUAGGGAAGCCCCUUCUCUUCCCCAUCACGCUUGACCACACUCGCCUGUCGCCGAUAAAAAACAAUUUCACCUUCAAUGUUUUGUUUGUUGGAAUACCUGUAGGAAUCAGUUGUCGAUUCGGGCGACUGUUAUCUAUUGAUGCCAAGCAUACAGAUGAAGAGGAGUGUACUGAGAGAUCUUCUCUUCUGAGGUUGUUACAAACCUACUUUUCCAGCUGGUUCAGCUUUGACUCAGCUCGGUACCUCCACCGUGGUGAUGAUACCCUCAGCUUAGAGAAUAAGCUAAAUAAAUUUCUCAGAGAACAGAACGAGAACCCUGCCAAAUGGCCGUACGCGUAUAUGCUGAGCGUACCGCGGUUCCUGUGGUGGGAACGGAGCGUGGUGACAUGGUGGUAUCUAUAUUCGGAAAGCAAGGAAUUGGACGCGGUGAUUAUGGAGAUCAACAACUCGUUUGAUGAGAAGAGAAACGUAUUAUUCAAGGUGCGGCGUACCAGAAUAUAUACUGAAAGCCCAGAAAAAGGUUUUGAGCAACUCUUGGACUGCAAAGAGGAACAUUUAGAUGAGGACAAAAGGGUAUUUUCGCUGAUCCCACAACAUGGGAAAUAUGCCUACAAAGCGACCUGGAAAAAAGAGAUUUUCUCCAGUCCAUUUGAAAAAGUUGGAGAAACAGUCUCUAGCACGUUUCUGGACCCUGUAGUGCCCUCAUCAUGGUCAGGAAAUCGAUCUCUCUCAAAUACGACGACCUUCGAUCCUUCUGGUGCCCCUAGAAUGAUAGCAAGGCUUUGGUGCAAGGUACCACCCAUCGACCCCGGCAAGGCAUCCUCUUUCCAAAUAUUUAGUAUCCUCUUGAUAUGGACUGUGAAUGUUACUUUGGCAACACCGAGAAUUCUAUUCCAAGCUAUUCGGCUUCACGUCAUGAAUCUCAUGAGGAUGAUGGAGCACCCGGAUGUACGGCCUGGAAGCGAGCCAAGACGUCCGAGUAAAGGGGAAAGGAAAGAUGCACCACUCAAGAUGCUACAUAGCCUAUUUGAUCUACAUGCUAACCUACAAAGCAGGAUGCUCGAACGAUUCUUUCGAGAAUAUCUAAAACACAUAGUUGCCUCUUACCCAGGCGACUUGGAAGUCACCUACAUACCUUGUAAAUCAGUAUUCAAAACCACAAUUUGCCUAAGGUCUACACAGUACUCCGCAGAAGGUCAAGAUCCUAGGCGGCUGAGACUUGAGGUUAUGGAUCCUGCCUUUUAUUCUAGAAUCGUCAAUUCUCCGAAUGCAGGCACUGCUAUGGCGAAGGAGACAAAACCUGGAAGGUCACCCGCUGAUGCAUUAUCCUCUCCCGUCAUUGCAUCCGAUAUAACUCAAUCCCUACAGCUAUUGGAUGUGACGGUAUCAGAGAACAGAACCUACGAUAAAGCGUGUUCCAGAAUAUCGUCAUGGGUACUAUGUCUCCGCCGUUGGCUGACUUCCUCAUUCAUGGAUUCCUUUGUUUGCAAGGCUCUCCCGCCUCGUACACAAGAGGAAUACGUCUCAUGUCUGAUCCAACUAUGGCUGGAAAAAUUGACAUGGGACUUCUUGAGUCCUCACCAGAUAUACCGCGUGAUUAGGGCUGCGAUGUUGCAGUGGGCUAUAUGCUGGAUACUAUUCUAA